AAGGAAGGAAACACAGAGGAGCAGAGAGAUUUAAGGAAGCAGUGAGUGUACAAAUCUCACAGUCCAACCACUGAUCACAACAUCCAGACACAGAUUUCAAGAUGAAGUUUUUGCUGCUCUUGGUGAUGCUGACAGCGUGUGAUGCAAGUCCGCAAGAUCUGUCAGGUAAAAUGUUCACCUUCCCGCAACAAACCAACACAGCGCGUGUGCAAAUUACUACACCAACAAAUGAGUUCAAUGCUGUAACUGUGUGUCACAGGUCCUUUACAGACCUCAAAAGAGACCACAUCCUUUUCUCUCUGGCCACACCCACGAAUUCCAAUGCCUUCCUGAUUUUCUGGGAUGAAACAAACAAGGAGAUCGAGCCCCACAUCAAGGAUAAAAAGUCAGAAUAUGGAGGGCAGGACUACAAGCCGAACAUGUGGCACUCUGUUUGUACCACAUGGGACUCUACGAGUGGACUGACACAGGUGUGGUUCGAUGGACAACCAACGAUUAGGAAAUUCGUCAGCUCUGGAACAAGCAUCAGAGGAUCCACUAUAAUCAUCUUAGGACAGGAGCAGGAUUCCCACGGUGGGGGGUUUGACUUGAAGCAGUCUUUCGUUGGUAUGAUGUCUGACGUCCACAUGUGGGACUACGUCCUCUCCUCCUGUGAGAUUCAGAAGUACAUGGAUGAACUCAACUUCACUCCAGGGAAUGUCGUCAACUGGAGUGCGCUGGAGUACCAGAUCACCGACAGGGUGCUGGUAGAAAAUAAACAAACGACCUGUUACUAAACUUGAAAACAAAACUAUCACCGUCUUAUCGCUGUCUUGUGAAACUGAAAUCUGGUUUUCUGUAAUAAAAAGGCUAUCAUUUAAUCAUGCCAA
Messenger RNA from Epinephelus lanceolatus (giant grouper), 869 nucleotides. RefSeq names its product C-reactive protein-like. The record is from RefSeq and is a predicted model, not a curated record. Lineage: Eukaryota; Metazoa; Chordata; Actinopteri; Perciformes; Serranidae.